AUGCAUAGUAAGAGUAGUGAGUUUAGUGUAGUGCCGCAGGGGCCUGGCUCCUGCCAGGAGAAGGCCUUCACAGACCAUUACCAGGUCUUGAAGGACAUUGGGCAUGGGGCAUUUGGUAAGGUGAUCCUAGCCCGCCAUCUGCACACUGGGGCCGAGGUGGCGGUGAAAGUCCUGCCAAGGAGCAUGUCGGAGAAUUUGGUCCACUCUGAAAUACUGGCGAUGAAGACCCUGAACCACCCGAAUGUGAUCCACCUCUUUCAGGUGAUUGAAACCCACAAACAGAUCUACAUCGUGAUGGAGUACGGGGUUGGGGAAUCUUUAUUUGACCUCGUCCCACCUGGGGGCAUGCAGGAAGAGGAGGCCAGGAGACUCUUCAGGCAGAUCGCGAGUGCAGUGUGCUACUGCCACAAGAUGCACAUCUUGCACAGAGACCUGAAGCCCAAGAACAUUGUGCUGGAUGCCAGAGGCAACAUCCGAAUCGUCGACUUUGGCUUCAGUAUCAUGUUCAAACCUGGGCAGAAGCUGACCGAGUUUUGUGGCACUCUGGACUACCUCGCCCCGGAAUGUGUGCGCGAGGAAGUACACGAGGGUCCCCCAGUGGACAGCUGGAGCCUGGGUGUCAUUUUGUAUUUUAUGUUGACUGGACACCGCCCAUUUAGGGCAGCCAGCAUGAAGGGGCUGAUGUGGAAGAUCUUACAUCCCAAGUUGAAAUUUCCCUGGCGCGUCUCAGCCAAAGCCAAAAGACUCAUCAAGAAAAUCUUGACAGUGGACCCCAGAGCAAGGCUCUCGGCAGAGGAGAUCUUGGCGGACCCGUGGCUGAAUCAGGGUGAGGAGAAGUUACCUUCCCAUGAUGUGCCCUUCCCYAACCUCUCAGACCCCACAGUACUGACAAUGCUGUUCGACAUGGGGUACGACCCUUACAGUACCUGGGUGUCGCUUUCCCAGAGAAAGUUUGAUGGGGCAAUGGCUUCCUAUCUCAUAAUCCAGCGGCAGAUAAGCCAGGGGGCAGGCUGCAUUAAGCCUGGGAGAAGGGAUCCUUCCAUUUCCCCUGCCCUCCCGCAAAGGAGGGCGAGUGAGCCUGCCCUUCACACCUUCCCCUUGCCCUGUGAGCAUCAUCAGCCUCAGGAGGCCAAAGAGUCAGGGCAGAAGAGCUUCAGAAGGGCCAGCUGGCCUGCCAUUAGUCUCCGCUUCCUGCAUGAGAAGCCCCCCACUCCCAGGCUAGCCUCCCAGCAUCACUCUGUGUUUGACUCACCCGAACCCUGCCCAUCAACAACAGACAGCCAUGUUUCCCAAGAUGCCACCACAGGGCAUCCCCAGGGCCACAGGAAGGGUUGGAAGCGGGUGAGGCAGAGGAUCGCUGCCUGCUUGCGCAGACUGUGCUGUUGCACACCCUUAUGUGUUGGCGAAAUCGAGGUUGCUACACCAGGAGAGCAGAAGCCUGCUAGGUUCACAAAUCGGGUGGUUCCUACAUAA
Messenger RNA from Urocitellus parryii (Arctic ground squirrel), 1473 nucleotides. RefSeq names its product sperm motility kinase 2B-like. Gene Ontology annotation, cellular component: cytoplasm. NCBI's taxonomy places the organism in Eukaryota, Metazoa, Chordata, Mammalia, Rodentia, Sciuridae. Gene Ontology annotation, molecular function: ATP binding; protein serine/threonine kinase activity. Gene Ontology annotation, biological process: intracellular signal transduction; protein phosphorylation. The record is from RefSeq and is a predicted model, not a curated record.